Cladocopium goreaui is the source of this 1125-nucleotide messenger RNA. The record is from the annotation of a GenBank genome assembly. NCBI's taxonomy places the organism in Eukaryota, Dinophyceae, Suessiales, Symbiodiniaceae.
AUGACGGCCCUUCCCGUGCAGCGGCGCCGUCGUUCCGUACUGAUGGUGCUGGCGGUGGCCCUAACCCUGGCACUAUUACCACAUCCUAAGAGCCCGAAAGGCCCCGAGCAAGCCGAGCAAGCCGAGCAAUCCGAAGAUUUGCCGCAACAUCUUGGCGCGUUCAGGCGCUUUCUGGCAAUGGCACAGGAACCCCACGGCCAGUUCCACUUCGGGGCCGAGGGCACGCCGGGCGCAGUGGAACCGCCACUUCCGGAGGACUUGGAAGAGAGGUUGGCAGAGGCGGAGAAUGCCUCGGUGUCUCUGACCUUGCUGGGUUGCAUGGGCUUUGUGAUGGCCACCUUCUAUUUGGUGAAUUGGCCGGAUGACGACAUUCGGCAGAUCUCCCUGGAAGUGAUCAACUCUACCAUCAGCGUCUUCGGUUCCCUGUUGCUCUUCCACACCUUCGAAGAGUUGCUGGAGCACUACGUUUUGCCGGAAAUGAACCAAUGGCAGGAGGUGAUGGUGUCCAUGCUGCAGAUGCUUCUGUGGUUCGCCCUGCUCCAGUUGGUUUUGUGUUACUAUUCGGGCGCAUUGGGCCAGAACCAAGCAGUGAGGCUGCGCAGCGACAGUCUGGGUGUGGCGAAGGCCUGUGGAUCUCCCAGAACCAAGGCGUGUCUCAUGAAGUCUGCGGAGAGACACCUAGGAGUGAUCAAGAUGAACACCGAAGCUUGGGGCAUCUUGUUAGGCCACGCGACCGGCUUUGCCGCUACGAAGGCCUGUUCGCAGCUUCAACAGGCUGUGCCCAGGAACUUCUUUUGCGUUGCUCUGAUGCCCUUGGUGUCCUUCGGGAUCAUCAUUCUGGUCUACCGUGCCACAGAGUUCUUGCGCUACAAGAUCACGAUGCGGGAUGGCCAGGAGGACGAAUUCGAAGAACUUUGGCGCGAGCGCACGGCGGAGACUGAAGAUGAGGUGAUUGCUCUGGCUGUGUCCUUCUCCAUCGCACAGAUGUUGCGCUUCGCCGUCUCUGGGCACCUGCCAGAUGCGCUGGGAGAAGAUCCGGAGGGCUUCAACUUGCACUCCAAUUGGUCUUGCGCCUUGGAAGAUCAUGGGAAGACGAUGGCUUGGGGCUUGGGACGACGGGGAUGA